Messenger RNA from Morus notabilis, 1940 nucleotides. RefSeq lists its product as uncharacterized. The transcript is spliced from 2 exons. The record is from RefSeq and is a predicted model, not a curated record. NCBI's taxonomy places the organism in Eukaryota, Viridiplantae, Streptophyta, Magnoliopsida, Rosales, Moraceae. Bases 411 to 1832 code for a protein of 473 amino acids.
AAAGGGAGAGAGAAGAGCCAAAACCAUGGGCAGUUUUCCAGAACCGCAGAACCCAAAACCGGCUGCUCCGCUCCUUGUAUGUACAAAUCUUCUUAUGCCUCUCUCUCUCUCUCAUCCCUGUCACUCAACUCUCUCUCUCUCUCUUCUGUUUAAAUUUUUCAGAGAAAAAGCUGAGAAACCACCAUUACCAUUGUCAUUACCUUUACCAUUAUCAUUACCACCCACCAAGACCAGAUCUUUUCUUUCGUUUGUUUUGACGUAACAUAAUAAGUCUCUGACUUUGUUCCAAUCUCUGACUCGCCGGUGCUUUCGACAGGCUGCUUUUGCUGGUUAUUGGAGCUGCAAGUGAUAAUUUAGCUGUUUUGUCAUCUGGGUCGUUUUCUUUUUGUGGGAAAUUUAUUACUUUUUGGAUGGAAGCCAAUGGUUUAGGCGGAGGUGGGUUGUUUUCAGCCAUGGGGUCUGGAAUGCUUGGCCUAGAAAUGCCUCUUCAACCGCAACAGCAAAACCCUCGCCAUUUGCAGCAUCCACAGAUGGUGGGUUAUGCCCAUCACGAUCCCGCUGAUCAGCACCCGCAAACUCAGCCAUCUCUCAAACAUGGCUACACUUAUGGCCCCACUUCGAAGUCGAAGCAAGUGGCCCUUAGUGAUGAAGAUGAGGCAGGGUUUGGUGCCGAUCAUGAUGGGACUAAUGGCGAUGGGAAGAGGAAAAUGUCCCCAUGGCAGAGAAUGAAGUGGACAGACAGCAUGGUUAGGUACCUAAUUAUGGCGGUUUACUACAUUGGCGAUGAUGGUGGCUUGGAAGGAACUGACCCUGCGGCGAAGAAGAAGCCGUCUGGAGGGCUGUUGCAGAAGAAAGGGAAAUGGAAGACGGUGUCGCGGGCGAUGAUGGAGAAGGGGUUUCAUGUCUCUCCUCAGCAAUGCGAGGACAAGUUCAAUGACUUGAACAAGAGGUAUAAGAGGGUGAAUGACAUACUUGGUAAAGGAACAUCUUGCCGGGUUGUGGAGAAUCAGAGCUUGUUAGACUCGAUGGACUUAACGCCGAAGAUGAAGGAGGAGGUUCGGAAAUUGCUCAAUUCCAAGCACCUUUUUUUCAGAGAAAUGUGUGCUUACCACAAUGGUGGAGCGCACCAGUCUCCGGAGCUUGUAUUUGAGCCAUCCAACAUCCACCCUAAUCAGCAGCCCUAUCCGCAACCAUGCUUUCACUUGAAGGAAAGCGCCCAAAUGGUAGGCAGGCAAGACACUGAAGCAUUGAAAAUGAUAAAAACUGGAAGUGCGGGUGAAGAUGAGGAGGAAGACGAUGAAGAUGAUGAUUCUGAUGAAUAUGACGAAGCGGACGAAGACGAGGAAGCUGAUGGGGGUUCUCGGGGUCAAAUCGGUCGUGGACAUGAUCAUGAUGACGAAGACAACUGCGAAAGACAGCCUGCCAAAAGGCCAAGGAAGGAAGCCUUAUCUGGGACCACCCAAUUGAUACAACAUUUCAGAAGUGAAAUUCUCGGUGUGGUCCAAGACGGGUUGAGGAGUCCGUGGGAGAAGAAGCAGUGGCUGAAGGUGAGGAUGUUACAGUUGGAGGAGCAGCAAGUGAGCUACCAAUGUGAAGCUUUUGAGCUGGAGAAGCAAAGGCUCAAGUGGAUCAAGUUUAGCAGCAAAAAGGAGAGGGAAAUGGAGAAAGCCAAGUUUGAGAAUGAAAGGCGAAAGCUCGAGAAUGAGAGAAUGGUGCUGAUUAUCCGUCAAAAAGAGCUCGAGUUGUUGGAUCUCCAUCAUCGCCAGAAUCAGCAGCAGCAGCAUUCUUCGAACAAGAGGGGUGGCGGUGAUCCGUCUUCCAUUACAGCAUAGUGUGGAUAGUUUUGUUGAUAGUCACAACAAUAGGGCUCACAUUUUGUAGUUUAGAAACCAGUCAUUUGGAUGAAGGAAAGGAAAAUAAUAAUCUUUCGUUUUGGCUAU